Anopheles funestus (African malaria mosquito) is the source of this 3556-nucleotide messenger RNA. RefSeq lists its product as uncharacterized. Lineage: Eukaryota; Metazoa; Arthropoda; Insecta; Diptera; Culicidae. Gene Ontology annotation, molecular function: RNA polymerase II cis-regulatory region sequence-specific DNA binding; DNA-binding transcription factor activity, RNA polymerase II-specific. Bases 746 to 2605 code for a protein of 619 amino acids. The transcript is spliced from 2 exons. The record is from RefSeq and is a predicted model, not a curated record. Gene Ontology annotation, cellular component: nucleus. Gene Ontology annotation, biological process: regulation of transcription by RNA polymerase II; central nervous system development.
GACAUAAGGGUUUCAAUUAUAUUCGUAAUGGAUUGCAUAUUGGACCGAUUUUAUGAACUACGAAUAUGAAUAUACUUACGAUAAUAUUCCAAAAUAUGCAUCAAAAACACUUUUUGUUUCUUUAAUAUGCUUAAAAUGCGAAAUAUCGUUAAUAAUCUACAAACAGAGGUAUUUAGUCAGAAUGACAAGUAUCCCUUAUGUCAAACAAUAAUAAAAUGGACAACAGCCAACGCUGCUAUUAACCAGCUCUGCAUAAAUUUAAAUACCAACUCUCGUGAACGGAGGAAGACGAAGGCAUCGACAGAAAAAUAAUAAGCAUCGCGUUGCAUAGACGCGUGCAAGAGAUAUUUCUUUUAUUUCUGUAUGGCUUAAACCGGGCGUGAUUUUCAUAAAAUCGCAACAAAGCGUAAAAUGAAGCUUGAAUACUGAAGUGUAGUUUUCUCCCUAGGAAAAUAACAAAAAGUAACAAAAAAGAAACGCGUUGUUUAUGUGCGUUUUAAAGUUCCAAUUCAGCAAUAGUCUUCUAAGCUGUUUAAAGUGAUCCAAGUUGUUGUGAAUUUGCGUGCUGAGGUGUUGUGUGAAUAGUUCAGUGCAUUUAAAACAGUGUAAUACAGCUUAAACUGUCAACUAAUGGCUAAUGUUCGGGAAGUUUCUUUAAAUUGGAUGUAAAUGUGCGUGUGUGAAACAACCAACUCGUAUCGAUGCAUCAUCCCUGUGCUUUCAGCAUACGGCUACUACCUUACCAAUGGCCCUAAAUAGUCCCAAACGUCUCAAGACGGCUGUGCCGCCAUGCGCAAAUUAUUUAAGCACACCGCCACCAUCGGUAACCAUCGGUUCACCACCACCGAUCCGAACACCGUCGUCCACGAAUGGUAUGCAGCAUCAGAUCGUAACACUCAACACAUCGGCGCAAUCGCAGCAAUCCUGGAACCAAAACAACAAUUGGUUCAGUGAUGCUACCAGUCCCACAUCAAGCUGCAGCUCUCCGGAUGGGCAUCAAAACCGAAGCUAUGGUGGGCACAACUCAUCCGGCACACCGCAAACAUGGAACACUUCUAGCGGUGGCAGUGGUUCAGCCGAAAAGUCAGAAAAUAAGCGCGGCCGGCCGCGUUCCGAAGCACUGACGACGCUCAUGGUCGAGGGUUCGAUUUCACCGUCCGCAAUAAAAUGCCGCUAUUGUAAUCGAGUUUUCCCGAGAGAAAAGUCCUUGCAGGCACAUCUACGCACACACACAGGUGAACGUCCUUACCAGUGCGAUUAUCCAGGAUGUACACGUGCCUUCACGCAGAGUGGUCAAUUGAAAACGCAUCAACGACUGCAUACCGGUGAGCGACCCUUCAUCUGUUCCGUCGCACAUUGCCAGAUGCGUUUUACGCACGCAAAUCGUCACUGUCCUGAUCAUCCGCACGAUACGCUCAGACGGUGCGAUGACUUUGUUAUACAAACAGUGCCGGAACAGAACAGUGAGGUACUGAAAUGGUUGGAAAAGUAUCGCGCCGAACGAGAGGAUCGCACACCAACGCGAAAAACACCCAAGCGCAACAACGCAUCAAAUGGAGGCAGUUGUGAGAACGGAAGCAGCACAGCGGAUAGUGUAUCGCUGAACGAGAAUGAAAAUCGUCGACCACAUUUGGUCGCACGUGCUGCCAACAAUGAAAAUCACCUUCCGAUGGGUGUUAGUGGAACGGUGAAUGGAGGAAUGGGGGGAGAUUCCGGUGCCAACGUAGGGCUCGAUAGCAAUCAGCUCCUGCUGUCACCGAUUACACCGAACAAUUCGUACAAAUCAAGCCGUAAGGGACUGAUGGACAUGAACGCAUGUAUGAGCCUUACCAACAGCCCAGUAAUGGCAAAGCCGAAGAAUUCGCGUCCGAAGCUUAUUCAAUGGCAGGAACCCACGAGCCAGGAGGAAGAUGAAUCCGGCGAUGAAUGUUUUGCUCCGUCGAAACAAUCUACGUUCAACCCGAAAAAGAAAUGGUUGCGUGACGCUUGGCAGGACGAUCUCGCUAAACCGCUGGAGCCGAAUCUAAUUUCGCAGAAGCUGUUCUCAUCUACGACUUCCACGAUGGCACUGAAGCAACAAUUGCACCAGGAGAGCGUCACCACAAUAUCGCCGGCAAAAAGACAACUUCUUGGUGUGACGGGCCACAACAAGCCAUUGCCACGGAUGGAAGGAAUCGGUAAUGGAUGUUCCAUACCGUUGCCAGUGUUAUCUACCGUUGCACCGGUGUCAGUCGAUCCAAACCAAACCCGGCCGACGGUUUUGAUGGUGGCCAGCAAGGACUGUGCUCGUCCACUAUCAGAUAAACCAGCUGCAGCACUGCAACCUAAUGAAACCGCUGCAAACUGCAUUAAUUUGGCUCCGAAGCCAGAAGAAAACAAUCGCAAGCUACAGGGAGCAUUAGCGUUAAUACAGCUCGCAGCAAAGGACGCACUGCUAAGAGAUUCUUUUCACGUGCCGAACAUGGAGGAAACAUUUCUGACCGACAAUACCGCACCAUACGGCGAUGAAACAGCGCUAGCAUGUUCAGUUGAAGAAACGAAUGGUCACUUGAUGAUGUCGGAAGGAUACACUGCCGAAGUUAACGCAUUGGGCAGGUAUUCUUAAGGAAACAGUAAAGGUCUAACCUGGUUGCCCGUUGUCUAAUAGUUUCUUGCCCCCUCCCGACGGUUCGUUUGCCAGCAUUUGCCAACGUUCGUAAUAAGGGAUUGUUUCACUAAAGAUAGGUUCCAAAGAAAAUCUUCCGAACAGAUGAAGAUAGAAAAAGACACAAUUAGAGAGGCUUUUUUUAAGGGUCACAACAAUCACGUUAGUAGAAUGUUUUGUGUAAAGUUUUAUUUUCAUAACCAAACAGCAGCAAAGGGAAUUCAAAUAACCGAUAUUAAUAGUCUCUUAACUAAAAAAAAAAAUAUUUCUUCCAAAUUCAAAACGAGAAUGAUAACAACGAUUUUUUUCUUUUUCAUUUCGAUUAUUGAAAUCAUUAGUGUACAGAAGAUUGAUAUGGCACAAGAAAUGGUUUAGCAUAAUAAGAAUUCAAAAUUUUGGCGAUUACCUUACUUUUCAUUUCCUUUUGCGUAAACAUAUUUUCUACUAACUCAUUUAUUUUCAACAAUCGUUAUUAAAACAUUUCCUUUAAAAAGGUUAUACCAUACUCGCUUCGCGAGUUUCUCGCCCAGUGAGCUCAUAGGGGAAGUAUAUUGGUAAAGCAGUUUCUAUUUACAUUAUUCUCUCUUACAUUUACGUUAGAAUGCGCGCUGCUCAUAUGAAUCCUGGAAGAGUUGAAGAUUUAUUUAUUUCUAUAUUUUUUUUCCUUUAUGAUUAACGAUUUAUUUCUAUUUCGUUCGGUUUACACAAUUUAAUGCAUAUCCUUUAUCACGCGUGUACAGGACUAUGAAGUUGAAUCGAACAUGUCAACGAAGAUGUUUCUCUUUUUUCCGUUUCAUAUGAUAGAAUUGUGAUUGUUGGAACGAGCGAAUCGGGUCGUACUUGAAGCACUGUGUAAAUAUUGAAACAAUAAGAUGUGUACAAUAAAUGUAUGUAUCAAGAUGAAAUAACAAA